Molecule: messenger RNA, 878 nt
Organism: Rhinichthys klamathensis goyatoka
Lineage: Eukaryota; Metazoa; Chordata; Actinopteri; Cypriniformes; Leuciscidae
Exons: 6
Coding region: 149-868 (239 amino acids)
Source: RefSeq, a predicted model, not a curated record
CACAAUCAGCUACUCAAACGCGGCAGCUGCAGUCCGAAUGAACGUGAGCCUGUCUUAAACUUAAAAUCAAUCUGCUAAUUAUUUGGUGAGGAUCAAACAAGACUUUACUCUGGAAAAUCCUCGAUAGUUGUUCGCGUCCUGACUGAAAAUGAAGGCUAGGCUUCAUUCUGGCGCUGACUCGCGCCCUCAAAGUUGCUCAAAAAGCGAUGAGGACGGAACAAAUCAAUGUAUCAUUGUCAAGCUGGAAGAAGAAGAUCCAGAAACUGAGAUGGAUCUGAGUAUAUUCGCUCCUGUCGAGUCCGAUAACUCAAAUGAUGAUGAUGAUGAUGAUGAUGAUGAUGAACUCUCCUGCUCAUCCAGAGCUUCUACAUGGAGCAGAAGAAACAUCCGAGAGCGAGAAAACCAGGAGGAUUAUGCGCCCCUGAAACAGUCUCCCAGGAGGAGUUUAAAAGGACACCAUGAGAGCAAACAAACCUUUCUGGAUGAGCAGGGCCCAAAACAGAGUCCUGACUGUAGUGCCGCACACGGGGACAUGAACGUAGGACUCCCUUCUGAGGAGCACACAUUUUACCAAGCUGUGCCUCCGUGUGAUUCGGCCAGAGGUCCUGUAGAGAUGUCUGGACUGAACAUGGCAAUCAGCCCUUUAGCUGCCAUGGAGCCUCCAGUAUUUCCAAAUGCACCAGAACAGAGCAAAUCUGCUGUCGGGGAGGACCAGCAGAAUAUGCUGCUUGAGGUCCUGAACUAUUGUAGGUUCCUGCAUGCAGCAGUGCAGAGGCUUGAACAGAAGAUUGACAUACAGAUGUCAAAUGAGCCGUCUUAUGUAAGGAGCUCAGCAAGACUGAAGAAUGCUUCAAAGGUUCGUAUGUAAACCAUUUACC